Molecule: messenger RNA, 1155 nt
Organism: Peronospora matthiolae
Lineage: Eukaryota; Oomycota; Peronosporomycetes; Peronosporales; Peronosporaceae
Source: the annotation of a GenBank genome assembly
AUGACGCCGCCGGCGAACGGCGAAAGCGUCAACGCAGUCGCUUCUGCAGCAACGCAAGUAGUACGUAGUAUCGAAGAAGCUGCACGAGCUUCUUCACAGUUGAACGAAGCUCUACCGAUGUCUGCUGCCUCUGAAAUCGCUGCUGCUGCUGCGAGCGGCAAUGAAGAAGAAGACAAGAUGGUCGAAGCACUGGAGAAUUUGAUUCUGGAAGCUUACAACAAGAUGCAGAUCGAUGGAGAGUGCAUCUUCUUGCCAGAAGAAGUUGCAGAGAAGUUGCACCAAGCUGCCGAGCAGGUCCGCAUGCCAAACAACGGCGAGAAGAAGGAGAUGGAGAAAAGUGCAAGUGAUGGAAAAGAUAGCAACAGUGUUGAUGUCUCUGCAAGUAUGGAUGAAGUGGAGGAGGCAGUGGUAACUCUGCAGCAACAAUCGUCGGACAGAGUAGAACCUGAGCACGAAAAGGAGCAAGAACAGGACAAGAAACAGGCGGAGGCGAUCGAGACAACUAGUGGAGAGAAGAAGCUCGUGCAAGAGGGAACGAGGAUGCAAAGGAUGCAAGUGCUGCAGGCUGAGGUGAUUGAGCUGUGCGAAGAAGAGAGCAAGCAGCGGAUUUCUCGAGCACCCUCGAUAGAGCAUGUUCUUACGGAUCUGACGACUACAGCGGAUGCAGAUGAGGUGGUUUCGAGCGAUCCACCCUCACCGUCAUCGCCGCUGUACUCGCAGUCGCGUAGUAGGGUGGAUACAUCGAACUCGAGGGCGUGCGCAAAAGCUCAAGGACCCAGCCACUUCCCUCCCCCACCCCUCAUAUCACUGAGCUCUACUCCGAGCAGUCUUGCUGCAAGCUCGGGUCACAGCGGAAGGACUACAUCAUCAAGACCAACCGAUCAGCCUGGUGGUGGCAAACGAAAAAGUAAGGGGAUCACUUACGAAUUACGAAGAGAGGCUGCACAAAGGCUUAAGGAAGACAAAAAGAAGCGCGAGCUGCUCGUUCGCGAGGCUGCACGGAAACAGCGUGAGAUUGCAAAGCGGCAGCUCGAGGAGUUGCAGCAGCAAAAGAUGGGAGAGAAACGUGAGCGUGCGCGACGUAUUCGAGAAGAGCGGCUGCAUCGUCGGGCCGGGAAAUCGACAGGUGAUAAAGGGGAAAAGGGAUCGGGAUAG